Molecule: messenger RNA, 1442 nt
Organism: Lolium rigidum
Lineage: Eukaryota; Viridiplantae; Streptophyta; Magnoliopsida; Poales; Poaceae
Product: flavin-containing monooxygenase FMO GS-OX-like 2
Exons: 7
Coding region: 16-1362 (448 amino acids)
Molecular function (GO): flavin adenine dinucleotide binding; N,N-dimethylaniline monooxygenase activity; NADP binding
Source: RefSeq, a predicted model, not a curated record
GACCCUUGGCCUCCGAUGCCAUCUCGGGUCGCCGUAAUCGGCGCGGGAGCUGCCGGCCUGGUGGCUGCGCGCGAGCUGCGGCGCGAGGGCCACGACCCCGUCAUCUUCGAGCGCGCCGCCGAAGUGGGCGGCACCUGGCUCUACGACCCGGCAGCCUCGGCUGAUCCGCUCGGCGCCGGCGCCGUCCACUCGAGCCUCUACGCCUCCCUCCGCACCAACCUGCCCCGCGAGAUCAUGGGCUUCCUCGACUUCCCCUUCGUCGCCGGCGAGGUCUCCGGCAGCGACCCGCGCAGAUUCCCCGGGCACGAGGAGGUGCAACGGUAUCUUGAAGCGUUCGCGCGGCGGUUCGACCUCUACGGGCUGGUCCGGCUCCGGACGGAGGUGGUCCGCGUCCGCAGGAACGCCAGCACGGGGAGCUGGUUGGCAUCGUACUGCUCCAGGAAGCUUGCCGGCGCCGGCAGUGAUGAACUUGAGGAGGAGGAGGAGGAAGAGGAGGAGUUCGACGCCGUUGUCGUCUGCAAUGGCCACUUCACGGAGCCGCGUCUCGCCGACAUCGCCGGCAUAGAUGCUUGGCCCGGAAAGCAGCUGCACAGCCACAAUUAUCGUGUACCCGACCCAUUUCACGGCCAAGUUGUGGUGAUAAUAGGAUACCGUCCCAGUGGGAUGGACAUUUCGAGGGAAAUCGCUGGUGUCGCCAAAGAGGUUCAUGUUGCCACUCGAUCGGUGCCUUGUGAAGUCCAGAGUACAACGGCACAUCCCAACUUGUGGUUACAUUCCAUGAUAGAUCAUGCAGAGGAAGAUGGCACCGUGGUGUUUCAAGACGGCAGUCAGGUCAAAGCUGAUACCAUCCUACACUGCACUGGAUACAAAUACAAAUUUCCAUUCCUGGAUGAGAGCGAUGAUGCUAUUGGUAUCUUUGUGGAUGAGAACCGUGUGGGCCCAUUGUAUAAGCAUGUGUUUCCGCCACAAUUGGCUCCUCACAUCUCCUUCAUCGGAUUGCCUUUCAAGGCUAUCCCUUUUCCAUUGUUUCAACUCCAAAGCAACUGGGUGGUCGGAGUUCUGUCAGGAAGGAUUGACCUCCCAUUCCAAGAGGAGAUGAUGCAAGAUGUGAAAACAUAUUACUUGGAGAUGGAAGCUCGCGGAUGCCCCAAAAGAUACACUCACGGCCUGCAGUUAGCUUUUGAGUAUGAGGACUGGCUGGUGGAGCAAUGUGGGUUGGAAAAUAUCGAGGUGUGGAGGAAAGAGAUAUAUGUCGGCGCAAAACCCAAGAUGUUGGAUCGACCUGAGAGUUAUCGAGACAAGUGGGAUGAUGAUCAUGACCUAUUAGCACAGGCAUACCAUGAUUUCAAAGAGUAUAUUUGACCUGAUCUCAUCAAUAGACUCCCUCAAACUACUUACUAUUUGGCUUCCACCGCUGAAUAAUUUCCUUCUGACGACUGUUU